UUCGGUUGCCGUAAUUUAUUAAUGUAAACAGUCCGUUUUAUUAUUUUGUGACCUCUGCAUUAUACAAUAAUUCCAACUUGUGAACUCAUAUAUUCACAUCACUAACACAUAUACAUAUAUGCAUAGACAUAUAUAUUUAUAGUUUUUUUUUUGAUCAAAACAUAUAUAUAGUUUAAAUACACAAAUCUGAGUGUUUAUAAAAGUCAUUGUACACUAGUGUCUCCUCUCUCUCAUCCUUUUGGUAUAAUUAGAAAGAGGGGGACAUGUUUUGAGUCUUUCUUGAGCCUCCCAACAACCAUGGCCUUGCUUCCGGUGAAGCCUCUAUCUUUCCACCGCUUUCAGGUUUUCCCCCGGCAUCUUAUUACUCCGGCUGUUUCAACAGUUCCGGCAAUGGUUUCUGCCGGUUUCAAAAGCCAUCAUUUCGUAGGGCUCCCUUCUUAUGAUCUAUGUAUCCAUGAAUCUGUAAGUCAUAUGAGAAGCCUAAGGUCGUGGAGUAAUCGUCGCCGAGUAAGCAAAACCGUCGGCGUGUCUAUGCCGGUGGCUUCGGCUGAGGAUUUACCGGCGGCUUCUUGGGAUUCUUGGAAGCCCGAUAAGACCACGGUGGCUCCGUCACCUAGUGACGUCAUUUGGCCUGCAGCAGGAGCGUUUGCGGCUAUGGCAAUAAUGGGAAGGAUAGAUCAAAUGUUAAACCCUAAAGGGAUCUCAAUGUCGGUUGCACCACUUGGUGCCGUUUCUGCCAUUCUCUUCACCACUCCUUCUGUACCUGCUGCUAGGAAAUACAAUAUAUUCAUGGCUCAAAUAGGUUGUGCAGCCAUUGGAGUAUUGACUUUCUCCAUCUUUGGGCCGGGUUGGCUCUCCCGCAGCAUCGCACUCGCUGCUUCCAUUGCAUUUAUGGUCAUUGCUCGUGCUAAUCAUCCUCCUGCGGCAAGUUUACCACUACUGUUCAUAGACGGGGCAAAGUUACAAAAGUUAAACUUUUGGUACGUAUUAUUCCCCAGUGCAGCGGCUUGCAUCCUCCUCUGCUUCCUCCAAGAGAUCGUGUGCUACUUGAAGAAAAACUUGAAAUUUUGAUGAAUGGAAAAGGGAGAAGUCAAGAGUGUUAUAUGCAUGUAUAGACACAUUGGUGGAGGAGUUCAUGUGCCGAUUUUUUAUAUAUAUUAGACGUUUAUCGAAGAUGGUCGACGUACACAUACAUAAAAAAAAAAAUACGUACAAAUAUACAUACUUUCACAAAACUUGUUUUUUCUGGGGGUUUUUUACGUUGAGCUCAGAUAUUUUAAUGAAACAAUAUUGCAUAUCA
Messenger RNA from Brassica napus (rape), 1300 nucleotides. RefSeq lists its product as uncharacterized. Lineage: Eukaryota; Viridiplantae; Streptophyta; Magnoliopsida; Brassicales; Brassicaceae. The coding region runs from base 298 to 1071 and encodes 257 amino acids. The record is from RefSeq and is a predicted model, not a curated record. The transcript has 5 exons.